Penicillium brasilianum is the source of this 1529-nucleotide messenger RNA. NCBI's taxonomy places the organism in Eukaryota, Fungi, Ascomycota, Eurotiomycetes, Eurotiales, Aspergillaceae. The record is from the annotation of a GenBank genome assembly.
CCAAGUGCUCUCACCAUGCCGCAUCUGCGACGACAACCACACCCCCACGACUACCGGGAUCAAGGUCCUAAUGGGUCCGGUAGUCUGCGCACUCAAUUCCAGACCCCGCCGUCUCGACAUACGCCGUCAAACCCAACCCAUCGACACCCACCUUCCACAGGACCACAGGAAGUGACACCGGACAUGGCACCCGCUCCUGCACACCCCGCGCAGACCAACCCUUUUUCUAUUUUCAGGAGACCCCGAGGUGAUCAGCAACCCCCGGAGACUGUGGAGGAAGAAGAAGAAGAGGAGGAGGAGGAGGAGCUGGAUGACGAUUAUGAUACGAAUGCACAGGAUGAAGAGCAAAUUGAAUAUGAGGAUGCAAUGGGUGCAGAGGUCCGGUUUGACCCCGAGGAAAGCAUUGAUGCUUCGGGAAACCUUGAUGGCGAGGACGUUGAUGACAUACUCGAGGAUGAGUAUGAUGAGGACGAAGAGGAGCACGAGGACGGCGACGAGGAAAUGCAAGAUCGAGACCGAUCGCCGUCACCACUCCCUCCUAAUCUCCGCGAAAUCUCAUCCCUCGCAUCAUGGACCGUUUCCACCUCCAAACCCGGCUGCGGCGUCGCAGCAUUACGACACCAUUCCCCUGCGCAAUACUGGCAAUCCGACGGACCGCAACCACACACCCUCACCCUCCACUUCUUCAAACUGGUGGCCGUCGUUCGCAUCCGGGUCUACCUCGAUUUCGACCUAGACGAGAGUUAUACACCUACCAAAAUGGUCUUCCUAGCCGGCAUGGGCGGCAACGACCUCGUCGAAUUCGCAACUUGGGAAGGAGACGCCCCAUGCGGCUGGGUCGAUGUACCCCUUGAAGGCGUCGGAGGACGUAACGGAGGCUGGGUACGCGAAGAUAUGGUACGACGCAAACUCCGCUCAAAAAGAACCCGCCGACAAGCAGGGCGUCAUGGCAAAGACACUCGCGGCAAAGGGGAACCCGACGAAGAAGACGACCUCGACGGCGAGGACUACGACGUAGCCGAGGACCCCGAAGAACCAUAUGCGGGCAACGUCCUCAAGGCCAUGGUGAUUCAAAUGCGCGUUAUGGAGAACCACCAGAACGGAAAAGAUACGCAUGUCCGCGGCUUCCAGGUCUUCGCCUGCGAUGAUAAUCGCCGUCGGGUUGCGGCUGCGCCGUCUGCUUCGGCUGAUGGUCGGCAUCGACGACAUAGUGCUCGGCAGUCUCUGCGGGGAGCAAUUCCGGGACUGAUGCAUAGCCGGACGGGGAGUCAGGACGUGGAAACUAGCAGGUUGAUUUCGACUUCGGGUCUGGACGAGCCGGACUGGAUGGGCGAGCCGGUGAUUCGGUGAUCUGGCCGUCCAAAAGUGUUGGGAGUAGCAUUUGAGAUGGCGUUGGUUUGUCUUGGUUUGGAGUUUCUAUGGCUUUCAGAUACCCUAGUCAUUCGCAUUGGAGGCUUGCGCAGCUUUUAUCUUUAUCAAAUCCACAAACAUUACAUCCAAGUAUCACUCUUAUCACGUCUACGAAAUUG